Cannabis sativa is the source of this 6066-nucleotide messenger RNA. RefSeq lists its product as uncharacterized. The record is from RefSeq and is a predicted model, not a curated record. The coding region runs from base 2513 to 2896 and encodes 127 amino acids. The transcript has 3 exons. NCBI's taxonomy places the organism in Eukaryota, Viridiplantae, Streptophyta, Magnoliopsida, Rosales, Cannabaceae.
CAUAGCAACUAACGGAGCAACCUAAAUUGCAACCAAAAUCCACAUAACAACUCAUAUAGAAACCACCAGAGCAGCCCAAACCGUAAAUUUUUUUUUUUAAAAAAAAAAUUAAAAAAAUAGUAUAUGGGGUAAUUUUAUUUUAAUUUAUAUCUAAGACAUCUACUUCCAGUGAUUUUUUUGAAGACGGUGACUUUUGCGGUGACUUUUUCAGUAACUUUUCCGAUGAUUUUUCCAGUGACUUUAUCUUUUCUGGUGACUUUUCCAAUUUUUUCGGUACCAGUGACCUUUUCGGCGAUACUUAUUAUUGGAAGUUUUAUCAAUUUUUUUUUUAUUUUUUAUAUUUUAAACUUUAAUUAUUUUUUAAUCAUGUAUUCUUUUUGUAUUAUUUAUUUAUGUCAUACAAAAUAAACUCCAUUAAAUUUUCUCAUAUUUAUGAACCCAAAAAAAAGAAUAAUUACAUAAGACACUAUUUUUUGUAAAAAAAAAUUACAUUUUUACGUUUACAGAAUUUUUCUUAUAUUUUUACAGUUUUUUAUAAAAAUAACACCAAAAUAAAAGAAAACUACAUAAAAGUAACAUGAAAAUAACAUCAAAACAACAACAAAAAUAUCAACAACAAAUUAAUAAGAGUACAAUAUAAAAAGAACGUAUUUUAUGUAAAUAAAAUCAAGAAAAUCGUAAAAAUAUUUAGAAUUACGUGAAAUCGUAUUUUUGUAAAUUUUUUUUUUGUUAUUGUGUAUUUGUGAAAUAAUCUCCCCCCCUCCACCCACAAAAAAAAAGAAGGGAAAUUUACACCCACUACUGAUUUUUCCCAUUUUAUUUCAUUUAUACUGUGCCACGCUGGAAACAACAUUUAUACUGUUUUUUUUUUUGGCAGUUUACUGCCUUGAAACUUUAGCCGUGUAAGGGGCUGGUCAUUGCCACUUGUCACGAUAGGGUUUUGCCACGUUUUUUUUUUUUUAAAAAAAAUUAUUUUUAAUUGUUUGAUUUGACGGUUAUGUGUUCUUAUCAAAAGGUAGUGUACUUUUGUAUUUUUCUUUUAUUUUUUUUUAUUAUUUUCGAAUAUAAAUUUUGUAAUUGUAAAUCUCUCUCCCCUCAACUGUUCAUCUUCUUUCCCAUUUUCAGUUUUCUUAUACGGUUGUAGUAGUGGGUGGUUUUUUCAUUUUAAAAAAUUUCAAAUCCCAUCCCACUUUCUUAAACUUCCCUCUCAUUUUCCCUCCCAUUUUUAUUAUUUUUGUCUAUAAAUACCUUCAUAGUUCUUGAUAAUGGCCGUUACUCGUUCAUCACCAUCUCCGGCUAAAGUUACAAAACCCACAAAACAAUCGCAGAAAACCAGACCCAAAUCAAAAAUGGGUAAAAAAAAUCUGAAAGAGAACCCUCCUAGCCCCACUUCCCCUUCUGUCAAAAGAAAAAUCAUUGCCGGACCUUCGAAGAACACUCGAGGAAAAAGACCUCGAACUGUUGUUGAAAAUUCAGACUCAGAUUUUGAGUUGGAUUCUGAAUUUCUUAAGUCGCCUGUUUCUGUUAAGGUAUUUUACUAUUUAUCUGUUGUUGUUUUUGAGGUUUUUUGUUUUUUUUGUUAAAUUCGAUUUUUGAAGUUCAUAUAUCUGGGUAUUUGUUUGUUUUUGUCUCUGUAUUUGUAAUGGUUUUAUAUAUCUUGUUUGAUUUAUUUAUGUGUUUUUGUUAAUUUUUUAUUUGUUGUUUUGUUGGUGUUGUUUUGUUUUAUUUUAGGGCAAGGGUAAAUCCCCUGUAAAGGUGUUGCCAUCAUCAGGUGUUUCUGAAGAAAUUCCUGUUAAUAGGAUUGUUGAGGUUUGUCAUGUUAUGCAUUCUGUUCUAUGUUUUUUUUAUUGUGUUUUUGUUGUUGUUAUUUUCGUAGUGUUUUAUGGUGUUUUAUCAGUGUUUUUAUUGUUCUGUUUUUUAGGAUUGGGAAUGCAAGUACACCCGAUCUCAAUUCUAUCAUUCUAGAGUAGUAACAUCUGGGUAUUACUCUGUACUUGGAGACAUUAAGAGAAUUCUAACUGAAAGCCAAUUGGAAAUUUUUUCAAAAUCUAUGUUUGGUUAUUUUCUUCGGAUUCCGGAGUACAUAAUUCAUUACCAAUUGCUUCAUUGUUUGCUGUUGAGGGAGGUUCAGCAGACUAAUGGGUUGGAGUUUUGGGUUUGUGUCCAAGGGAAAUACCUUAGGUUUAGUAUCGAAGAGUUUGCGUUGGUCACGGGGUUAGAUUGUCAUGUUGAUUCAGAUUUUUAUCAGUUUAAGCAAGAUGAUAAUGAAUUGGUCAAACAUUGUUUUAAGGGGUACAAAAAAAUUACCAAGGGUGCUAUUCAGACUGCUUUUAUUGCUGACAAUCUUAAGGAUAACGACGAUCUUGCAGUCAAGUUGGUUGUAUUGUAUUUUGUGCAGUGUUAUUUGUUAGGUGGUCCCCCGGGUAAAGUUGUUUCGUCUGAGGAAAUAGAUGUUGUCGAUAGUGGUCGAUAUAAUGAAUUUGGUUAGGGCAAGCAUUGUUUUGAUAUCACUAUGCAUUCUUUGAAGGGUAAGAUAGAUUCUGGUUAUAAGAGGGUAGUUCGUAGUGACGAGGAUGGUGGGUAUUACAGGUUAUUGGGUUUUCCUUUGGCUAUUCAAUUCUGGUUUUUCGAGUGUUGCCCGUAUGUUAUUGGGAAACUGUCGUUGUACUCAAAUGUUGGCAUUCCAAGGAUUUUGAAUUGGCCUAAAUUACCCAAGGACAAGGAGGGUAUGGUGAAAAUGGAUGUCAUGAACACCCUCAUUUUCGAUCGGUCUUUGAAAGAGUUAAAAUUAAGAAACAUCACUCCAACUUCCGUUGAGAGAUUGAGUUUGAGCCUCACUGAUUUUUUCUCUGGUGAGACUACUCCCGAGGCUGUAAAAUUCAAAAUUAAAGCCUGAACAGUCUCAAGGUGGGGAGGAGAACAUUGAUGUUGAUGCAACAAUUGCAUCUGCUGUUAAAGCUGUGGAGAAUUUGGUUUGUGUUUCUGUUUUUGUUCCUUUGUAAUUUGUAUUUAUAUGGUAUUCUAUUGUUGUUUUUAUGGUGUUUUGAUUGUACUAUUUGAAAUUUAAAAAAAAUCUUUUUUUUUCCUUUUUCUUUUUUAGAUUGGUUUUUCAACUCAUGCCCCUGCUUCUGUUGAGACUUAUGAGAAGACUGAUCUUGAAAUGGUUGUUUUUCAAGAGACGCCUAUUUUACGUCCUCAAAAGAGGGAUCGGAAGAAAGGAGCUGUUUUGAAAUCCCCAUUCAUUGAGCUUGCUUCUGGUGCAUCUAAAUCAGGUUCAUCCUCAGUUUCUCCUGACGAUUCUGUGUAUAAGGUCGUUAAAUAUGUGCGUGGUUUGUGCCUGUUGGACAACAAGAUUGGUGAACCUGUCGAUCCGCAAUUGGAAGCUGAGUUUGUCAAGUGGGUUGAUACAGGUCUUAGAAAGCAUAAAUCUGAGUUUGACAGUUAUAUAUCUCUUAUCGUUUUCCAUUUAUUUUUUAUUUUUUUAUUUGUGUUUUGAUAUUUUUUUAUUUGUUUUUUUUAGCACAACAACUAAUGUGUAUUGUAAGGGUAAGGACACAAUAUUUUCGCCUUUUCGUUUUGGUGUUGAGGAUAUUAGCAACAAGAUGUGGUUUCACAACCUUGCCUACCCUAAUUGUUUCCUUACCAAUUCUGUAAGUUUUUUUUUAUUAUUAUUAUUAUUUACAUAUUGUUUUUUUUUAUUAUUUUUUUUUAAUGUUUUUCUGUUAGUUUUUUUAUAAGUUUGAAUGUUUUUUUACUUUUUUUUUUGUUCAGCACAUUGACAUCAUUUUCUAUUAUCUCCGUAAGAAAAUAAUGUACUCAGCCGAGCCGAAAAUCAAAGUCACCACAACUGAUUGCCUCUUUUGUUCUAGCAUAACAAGUUUGUAUGAGAAGUUUGUUGAGAAAAACAACGAUAUAUCUGUGUUGUCUCUUUCUCACAAUGUGGCCCAGUACAUUCAAGGUGGUAAGAUAUUAUGUGCCACUCCUUGGCAUUUGGUUGAUCAUGUUGUUAUGCCUAUCAAUGUAAAAUUACAGGAUCAUUGGAUUUGUGGUCGUCUAAACAUAGUUGACAGGCGGAUAUAUAUCUGUACAAUUCAUUGCGUUCUGGAAGGUAUAUGACAGCUGCAAAAGAGGCUUGCAAGCCUUUUUCUGUUAUUUUACCAUAUUACUUCUCUAUGUUAGAUUUCAAAGGCCUUCGUAACGAAGCUAAGUUUAGCACUAUGGAACCGUUCCCUAUUGUUGCUGUUGAUGGUUUACCCGAGCAGGUCACAGCGUAAGUUUUAUGUUUAGUGUUCAAUGUUUUUCAUUGGUUUUUUGUAUUUUUAUUUUAUUGUUAUUUGACUUUGUUUUUUAUUAGUGUUCUCAUAGUGUCUGUUUUUGUGUUUUCUUGUUGUUUUUUUUUUCCAGUGAUUGUGGUGUUUUUGUAGCAUCAUUUGCUGAGUAUUUCAUUGAUGGCAAACCCAUCCCAUCCUCUGAUUUUGAUGUGGAAAUUCACCGCGAUCGUUUGGCUGUGUUAUUUUAUCAAUAUGGCAUGAAGAAGCAAACUGAGAACAUUGAAAGUGAAUCUGAGGCCCCUCCCAGCCUUCCCAAGAAGUGAUUUAUUUUUUCAAUCAGACUGUCAUUGUUCUUAUAGUUUUUUAAUGUUGUUUUUAUGUUUUUUUAUGUUGUUUUUCGUAAACAAACAUUGGUGUUCUGUUAUGUUUCCUUACGUUUUGUGUGGACAAUAUGUAAUCUUUAUUUUUGUAUGUUUUUUCUUAUUCUUCGUAUGUACAAACAAGUUGGUAUGUUAAAGUUGUUAAUUUUUUCAUUUCACAUCCCUUCUUUUUUUGUUUUUUUUUUCUUAUAGUUUCUCUAUUUUUUUGAAUACAAAUAUUCAUUUCAGUAUUAAAAACACAAACUGUUUCAAUAACAAACUUCAUAUAUAUAUUCAAUUUAGUAUCCAACAUCUUUUAAUAUCCAAUCUAAAGUAUCAACAAUUCCCAAUGUAAUCAAUGUUUUUCAAAUAAAAACUGUAUUCCCUUUGUAUUUCAGAAAUUUAAAUUCCUCAAUAUCUCAUUCUCAAAACGUAUGUGUAGUUUUCUUUUGUUUUUCCACUGUUGUUCUGUUGUUGUUUUUAUUCCCUUCUACGUCUUCUGCUGCAUGUUCUUUUGUUAUGCCCCAGUUCACCACAUUUGCUGCACUUGUUGUGUUGAUCCUUUUCCCAUCCAGCCUUCCUUCUUAAUGUUUUUGGUCUUCCUGAUUUUACUCUUUCAUAUGGAGGCAAGACUAUAAUAUUCUUCACUUCUUCCGAUACCUCCCACUCACUUUGUUGUCCUAUUGGGUAAACUGUCCCUGAAUAAGUUGCCAGCCAAUUUUUUUUUUUGUGUAGUAAUCUGAACAGUAGGUGUACGGGUCCAUGUUCAUCUCCCUCAUCACGGCCACAGCGUGCCCGCAUGGCAUUUCAUCUAUUUGGAACCUGUUGCACGUGCAUGUUCUUUUUUCUAGGUCUACUUCCCACGAUUCUUUCAUUCUUGUUACCUCAAACAAGUAAUCUGUUGUUGCUUUAACCUGUUUUAAAUUUUAUUACAAAAAAAAAAAACAAACAUAGCUGUAAUUCCUACAACAACAAUACAAAACUAUUAAAACAACACUACAACAACACCUUUUACCUCCAGAUUCAGUGAGUAUGUGUAAUUUUUCAACAGUAUGUCUUCUCCAAUUGGUGAUAGCUUAGUGAAGGUGUUUUGUGCUUUUGUCCUAUUAGUAUGGGUCCAUUGUUGCACCAAUGCUCUCAAGCAUUCUAGCAGCGUUGUAAUUGGUAGCUCCCUUGCUGCCAAAUUUGCAGCGUUCAGUGAUUCUGAUAUGUUUGAGGUCAUUGUGGAAUACCUCUUGUUUUGGCUAUGAAUUCUUGACCACUUUUCAUAACCGAUUUUUUUUAGGUAAGGUCUUAUGCGUUUGUCCAAUCCAUCCAAUUCAGCCAUGUGGAACUCGAAUUGCUUUUCUGUGUAGGCUUUGACUGCUCCAAAGAAUGGCAGAUUGUAUUUGGCAGCAUGUUGUUUGAAGCUUGUUUUAAGGUUGCUCAAAAUGUGG